Messenger RNA from Eriocheir sinensis (Chinese mitten crab), 4291 nucleotides. It is a transcript of the gene Tes, whose product is annotated as collagen alpha-1(IV) chain-like. NCBI's taxonomy places the organism in Eukaryota, Metazoa, Arthropoda, Malacostraca, Decapoda, Varunidae. The record is from RefSeq and is a predicted model, not a curated record. The coding region runs from base 149 to 3127 and encodes 992 amino acids. The transcript has 10 exons. Gene Ontology annotation, molecular function: zinc ion binding.
GCCUGGGUCUUAUCACACUAUCAGGCAGUGACUAAUAAACAGCUAGAUAAGGAGUGUAUCAGGGCACCCCUAAGCUUUUGUAGAAUCCCCAAAAGAUACACACGCACUUAGACACAGCUUCUUCACCCGGCACUUGAAGAGUUACACAAUGUCACAAGAAGGUAACCCACCCACCCCUGCCACCACCACCACCACCACCAUGUCUGGAGAGGUGGGGAGCAUCAAGCCCAACCCUUACAUCUUUGACAUUGAGAACCGGAGGAAGCGACACCUCCGCCUGGCCCACGACCUCGGGGCCGGUGCCAAGUGCAAGAAGUGUGGCGACAAAUGUCCGGGGUUUGAGCUGCACUUCUGGAGGAAGAUAUGCAUGAACUGUCGCUGUGGGAAGGACGAUCAUGAGGUGGAGGAUGAUGACCAGGACAUCGGCAAGGUUGUGAUUGGCAAGCUGUUUGACCGCCCGGCACGCACCAAGAAAGAGGAGUUGGAGUUUUCCUAUGGAAAUGCUUUAGAAAUGGUCAACCAAGAGACUGGCAAGGCAGAGAAGGUGACGUUUGACUGGGUGCCGCCAAACACCGAGAGGAACCUGGCAGCUCGCUACAUGGCCCUGCUGCCCAAGGAGAAGAGGCCCGUGGCCGGCUCGGAGGCAGCUAAGGAGCGCCGCAAGCAGCUAGAGCAGCAGCUUCCCCUGUAUGACAUGGACGCCAGCCAGCGCUGUGAGAACAUGCCGGCCGAGGAGCUCCAGUCCUUCGAGGCAUACCUGGAGCGCAUCAAGACGCAGGUGGCCGGACAGGGCAUCGUGCAGGAGAUCAUUGGCCUGCCACCGCCCUCCAUGGCUCAGCCCCUACAGAGCCAUCCACAAAGGGACAGCCACCUUGGCACUGCUGGUGGAAAUAUUGCUGGUCAGAACUAUCCUGCUCAGCCCUUACAAAGCUAUCCACCAAAGGACAGUCAGGUGGGCAUCUCUGAUGGAACUGUUAGUGGUGGUAAGUACCCUGCAGCAACCACAAUGGGUGAUCCCUUGUUUGGAGAAGGGGCAGAUAGAUAUGCAGUGCCUUCUGCACCACCUCUGCACCAGCCAUUAGACCAGCAGCACCAGCAAACAGGACCCAAAGAGGACACCAGGCAGCCAGGGUUCAAGGCAUUCAUGGAGGGAAUGGUCAGUGGGUCAGGAAGGUACAACGUGGCCUCCAGUCAGCCCUACGGUGUGGCGCCGGGGACCGCCCACCUGCUGAGGGCUGCAGGACAAGGUGUUGGAGGCGUUGCAGGACAGCUUUCAGGACUAAAUUUGGCUGGGAGUAAAGAGGUGCCUACCACAGGCGAGCCACAGCUUGGCCCCUCAGCCGGCGGAGUCCAUGAAGGGGAGCCGCCCCUCCUACACACCUCUGGCUCUGCUGGUGUCUGGCCGCCUCCUCCAGCCUCUGUGUAUGGCUACAUCCAAACACCAAGGAUGCAAAGUGCCUCCAGCCAAGGCACCCCAGGCCAGCAGGGCUUUGUGCCAGGCACACAAAAAACCCUGCCAGGCCAGCAGGGCUUUGUGCCAGGCACACAAGGCACCCUGCCAGGCCAGCAGGGCUUUGUGCCAGGCACACAAGGCACCCUGCCAGGCCAGCAGGGCUUUGUGCCAGGCACACAAGGCACCCUCCCAGGCAAGGAAGGCAUUGUCCCUGGCAUACAAGGCCCCCUGCCAGGCCAGCAAGGCUAUGUGCCAGGCACACAAGGCACCCUGCCAGGCCAGGAAGGCAUUGUCCCUGGCACACAAGGCCCCCUGCCAGGCCAGCAAGGCUAUGUGCCAGGAACACAAGGCACCCUGCCAGGCCAGCAGGGCUUUGUGCCAGGCAUGCAAGGCACCCUGCCAGGCCAGGAAGGCUUUGUCCCUGGCACACAAGGCUCCCUGCCAGGCCAGCAAGGCUUUGUGCCAGGCACACAUGGCUCCCUGCCAGGCCAGGAAGGCUUUGUGCCUGGCACACAAGGCCCCCUGCCAGGCCAGGAAGGCAUUGUGCCUGACACACAAGGCCCCCUGCCAGGCCAGCAGGGCUUUGUACUUGGCACACAAGGCCUCCUGCCAGGCCAAGAAGGCAGUAUACCUGGCAGGCAAGGCUUCCUACAUAAUCUUGCUGGUCCCCAACAGCCACUGUCCAUUGCCUCAGAAGCGCAGCCACUCCAGCCUGGCCGAGACAAGGUGAUCCACAGCUACCACAGAGGCGACUCAGAGCCCGCCAACAUCCUGGCCCAUCAAGCAGCUGAGGUGUCAGGCAGCUGUAGGCCUUCUGAGCCAGCAGGUUCAUUACUUGGCAAGGAAGCUGGCAAGGGCUUCUUGCCUCAACUAUCACCUAUACAAGGAAGUGUUAUAAAGGAAGAACCUCCUCAAGCACCCUAUGCUGCCUACAAGGAUACUUUGGCAGGAGGUGUUCAAGUGGCACCAGGGUCAGACGUGACUGUCUUGUUCCCCGGGGAGAGCCAGGUGCUGGGGUCCCAGGGCAGGAGUGGAGCCGUGCCGGGACAGAAGAGCAAGUUCUCCUGCCAGUACUGUAGCCUUCCCAUGACUGUUGGAGACGUGGCAAUCUUUUGUGAAAGAGCUGGACCAGAUAAGUGUUGGCACCCUGCCUGCUUCUGCUGCUUUACCUGCAAGGAGCUGCUGGCUGACCUCAUCUAUUUCUUCAAAGAUGAAAAAGUGUAUUGUGGCCGUCACUUCACAGAGGCUGUGGACAUGCCUCGGUGCAAAGCUUGUGAUGAGCUGAUCUUUGGCAACUCUUGGACACGAGCUGAUGACGCUGACUGGCACCUCCACCACUACUGUUGCAACAUUUGUGACAAGGCACUGGCAGGGCAGCGCUACGUGCCGGACAAGAAUGGCUAUCCACACUGCAUGUCCUGCUACAUGACCUGCCUAGCUAAGAUGUGUCAAACAUGUGAGGAGAAAAUCGGCCCAACUGAGAACAGGUGCAGCCACCGUGGGUACUGCUACCACGCCAACCCGCAGUGCUUCCAGUGCCACACCUGUGGGGCACCUCUGCUGGGGAGGAAGUUCAAAAUGUCCAAAAAUUGGCUGUUUUGUUCUGAUUUAUGUAUUCAAGCGGCAGCAGCAGAACUGGCUGCCAACACAAAUCCCAAAGAAGCCCCUCAGUAAUACAUCAGUUGCAUUGUAUUUUUCCAGUAUUGUAAAGCAGUUAGGUGAGGCAUCCACGAUUCCAUGACCCAUAGUUCAUGUUUGUUUCCACGUACACUUCAGUGAAAAAUUGGACAUGGUAUAAGUCAUGAAGCGGGGCUGAGGCAGGAAUUGGAAAGCUUAGUAUCACCAUAACUCAAAAGUUCAGCAAUUUGAACUUAAAACAUUACCUACAUACAUGUAUUACAAAUUACUUGAUGCUCACCAAAGAACUUGCUCCAUCAUAGUUACAGACACAGAUGCAGACAAGAGUCAUGGGUCAGGGACACUAAUCUUGGCCUCUUGUAGGGUGACAUAUUAAAUGCUCUUUUUAGAUUCAGAGGCACAGUCACUCAAUAGCUAACUAAAUAAUUUCAUCCUCUUUCCCCUUGAGUGUGCUUGCAGUAUAAUAUUUAGCCUUCCUAGCAUAAGCUGCUGACAGGUGGAUAACUGGAAAAGAAAGGAGUGGACACACCAGCACAAUUCAGUAUUUUUCAGUAUUAAACCCAAGGAAAUCCACUGGAGAAGCAUAUAUGUGUGUGUGGAUCAUUAAUUAAAAAUAUAACUGUCCUCAAACUUUAUUCUGAUUAAUAUCAACGUCUUUAUGUUGAAAAUACCUGUACAACUGACAUGAAGAGAAAUUCAAACAUCUAUGAAUGAGAAUGUAGGAAUAUAUUUGAGUAACUCCAAAGAGCAAUGGAAAAUCUUACAAUGAAGUCACUUAAAAUGUUGGACAUGGAGGCACAACAACGCCGGCUCAGACAGCAAGAGAGAAAACAUGAAUAAAACACACACCAGCAGACAAAAGAUGUUUAAUAACCAAACACUUCCGGUGGACACUGAAGAUGGCAGCAGUGUCCACCAAAACCAUUUGGUAGGUAGACAUCUUUUGUCUGCCAGAGUGGGUUUUGUUCACAUCCAAGUCACAUAAGUGUAAUUAUCUGAGAGAGAAAAUGUAAGUACUUUACUAGAACAAUUGUCUGUACAGCUGUAAAUGGCAUCAGUAGAUUAGCAUCCCUUCUGUCGCACUCAUAGUCAACCAAAUCCACUAUUUACUCUACAUAUAUAUUAGAAUUUUAUAAAGUAACAAUAUUUUAACAAACAUUACAUAAAAAAAUGUAUGACUAAUUACAUUUUUACAGCACU